AUAAUGCGAUGGUUAUUGAAAUUAAGAAAGAAAGAUUUUCACAUCGUAAGAAGAAAUCUUAAUCGGCACCAUUCUUGCAGUGCAAAUUCCAGUGAUGUAAAUAGUGUGUGCUCUGAAUUGAGCAGAAAGCUCCAAAAUGUUGGGAUUGAAAGAGAGGAAUCGAAUUUGUCUGCAGAAUAUAUCAUUGCACAUGUUCUGGGCAAAAAGAUGUUUCAUCAAGUUUCAAAGAAACAGAUAAUUACUGAAACACAGUUAGCAAGAAUUAAACAACUUGCAAUGAGGCGAUUGGAAAGAAUGCCAAUACAAUAUGUGAUUCAGGAGUGGGAUUUCCAUGAGUUUACCAUUAAAUUAUGUCCACCAGUCCUCAUUCCAAGACCAGAAACAGAGGAACUAGUCCAGUAUGUAAUACAAGAUGUGGAGGAAAGCAGGACAUGUCAGAAGUUCUUAGAGGUUGGCUGUGGAUCAGGGGCAGUAACUCUGUGUUUACUUGCCAAACUUCCCUGGAUGGCAGCAGUGGCCUGUGAUAUCAAUGAUGUUGCCUGUCAUCUCACAGUGGAGAACUUAACAAGAUAUAAAGUACAAGGGAGAGCUAAUGUCCUGAAUGUGGACUUCAAAAGCCAGGAGAAUAUUCAGCUUAUCUCUCGGUUAGGUCCAUUUGACUUCAUUAUUAGUAAUCCACCAUAUAUACCCACUGCAGAUAUUGAUGACCUUGACCCAGAGGUCAAAAGAUAUGAAGACAGACAAGCAUUAGAUGGUGGCCAAGAUGGUUUAGAUUUUGUGAGGCGUUUGAUAUCAGUGGCCCCCAUGUUACUGAAAAAGGAGGGCAAACUGUGGCUUGAGACAGGUUUAGAACAGCAUAAGAAAAUAAAAGAUUUUAUCCAUGAUAAUUCUGCAAAAGAACUUGAGUUUAUCAAAUCUCUUGUAGACUUCAAAGAUCGAGAGCGGUUUUGCCUUAUACAGAAACGCUGAUGAUUCUAAGAAGCAUAAUUUAUACAUCGGAC
Saccostrea echinata is the source of this 1001-nucleotide messenger RNA. Its product is annotated as MTRF1L release factor glutamine methyltransferase-like. The record is from RefSeq and is a predicted model, not a curated record. Gene Ontology annotation, cellular component: mitochondrion. Gene Ontology annotation, molecular function: nucleic acid binding; protein methyltransferase activity. The transcript is spliced from 9 exons. Gene Ontology annotation, biological process: protein methylation. The coding region runs from base 4 to 969 and encodes 321 amino acids. Lineage: Eukaryota; Metazoa; Mollusca; Bivalvia; Ostreida; Ostreidae.